CUAUAUAUGUGACAAGUGGAGUCUUCAAAGGGCUGGGCAGACCACACCGACAAGGCACAACCAGCCCAGCUACCAUGGGGAAGAUCAUCUUCUACGAAGACAAGAACUAUGGUGGCCGUCACUUUGAGUGCAGUGGUGACUGCACAGACAUGCUUGGCCUUCUCAGCCGGUGUAACUCCAUCAAGGUGACAUGUGGAUGCUUCAUGAUCUUUGAGAAGCCCAACUACACCGGCCACCAGUACUACCUGUGUCGAGGAGAGUAUCCUGACUACCAUCGUUGGAUGGGCAUCAAUGACAACAUCAACUCGUGCCACAUCAUCUCCUUGGUGCCUGGAUCCUACAACAUACGUCUCUUUGAGAGAAUAGAGUAUGGUGGGCAGAUAAUGGAUCUGGUGGACGACUGUCCCAGCGUCAUGGAUCGUUUCCACAUCAAUGACAUUUUCUCUUGCAAUGUGAAAGGAGGAAACUGGCUGUUCUACGAGCACCCAAACUACAGGGGAAGGAUGUACCUUAUAAAGCCUGGGCAUUACAGGAGAUUCAGCGAAUGGGGCGGCAGGAGUGCCAGAGUGGGUUCCAUUCGACGAAUCAUGGACUACUAAAC
Molecule: messenger RNA, 601 nt
Organism: Coregonus clupeaformis (lake whitefish)
Lineage: Eukaryota; Metazoa; Chordata; Actinopteri; Salmoniformes; Salmonidae
Product: gamma-crystallin M2-like
Exons: 3
Coding region: 75-599 (174 amino acids)
Biological process (GO): lens development in camera-type eye; visual perception
Molecular function (GO): structural constituent of eye lens
Source: RefSeq, a predicted model, not a curated record